AUGAAAAAAGUAAUCCUAUUGCUUGUUUUUAUUUGUUAUGUGAAAUGUGCCGAAAUAGAGUGCCCUUCACUCGCUGAUGCUGACAGUUUGUCCCAAACACAGUUACUUGAGAGGCUAACACAUGGUUGCCGUUACGAUCGCCUGGAAAGGCCCAUUACUUAUUCGGAAUCGGGUAACCGUCUACCUGUGGACGUUUACGUUCGAUGGUAUGUCUAUUUUAUGCAGAAUUUAGAAGCCCAUGACUUGCAGUUCAAAAUUCAUGCUCUUCUGCAACUUCGCUUUCUUGAUCCCCGUUUGACCUUUCGCAAAGUCGCCCCCAAGCGAAAGCAACCCAUACUCGGCGAGAAGCCGCUACGUGAUAACUUAUGGGUACCACAUAUAUUUCUUGCCAAUGAAAGGGAUUCCAGCAUAAUGGGCACCAAUGAGAAAGACAUUCUAACCUCGAUUUCCCCCGAUGGAACUGUAAUCAUUUCCAGUCGUAUAAAAGCUACCUUGUAUUGUUGGAUGAAUUUGCAGAAGUUCCCCUUUGACGAGCAGCAUUGCUCAACCUAUUUGGAAAGUUGGAUGUACAACACAUCGGAGUUGAUAUUACACUGGGAACAAAAGCGACCGAUCACAUUUGAUCCUGAUCUGCAUCUGACCGAAUAUAUUCUUCAGCAGGCUUGGAGUAACGAAACAGUCAUUAAUGCGGAUUUAAACGAUCUACGCCAUGGAGCCUUUGCUGGUAAUUACAGCUCGCUAGGAUUCACAGUCCAUUUUACUAGGGAAGUUGGUUUUUACAUUAUGGAUUACUUUUUGCCAUCUAUGUUAAUUGUGGGAAUAUCGUGGGUCUCAUUUUGGCUGCAGGCCGACCAGGCUCCCCCGCGAAUAAUGCUUGGAACAUCUACAAUGUUGACAUUUAUAACACUGGCAUCAGCUCAAGGCAAAACACUGCCCAAGGUGAGUUACAUUAAAGUAUCGGAGGUAUGGUUUUUGGGGUGUACCCUAUUCAUUUUUGGCAGCUUAUUGGAAUUCGCUUUUGUCAACUCAAUUUGGAGGCGCAAACAAAAUGUAGAUGUUAAAUCCAUGAGCAGUAGACACAUCUUAAAAUCGACACUAUCCCCGCGACUUUCACGCCGUAAAGCACGCUCACGUUCGUUUUCAACUGGUACAUUGGGCACCGAUAGCAUUUCCUUAACGGGGGCUCCGAAAUUCAAUAACUACUUGACGGUGCACAAUUUUCCAAUUACUACCAUUAAUGAAAAUGAAACCGAAAUGGAUAAUGUGUCAAAGGUGACCUCUUUCACCAAUGCCCCAAACAGCCAGAAAAUGGAUGUGGCCCUUUUGGAGGAUGGCAACAGCAGCAAUUGUAAUAAUGAGGAAAAUAAACAUGGCUGGACCACUCUUACGCCCCAGCAGAUAUCGCAAUGGAUCGAUGCUAAAGCCCGUGUGUUAUUCCCAAUGUCUUUUCUAGUAUUCAAUGCGUUUUUCUGGACCUUUGUGUAUAUAUUUUGA
Musca vetustissima is the source of this 1494-nucleotide messenger RNA. Its product is annotated as pH-sensitive chloride channel 2. Gene Ontology annotation, cellular component: synapse; neuron projection; membrane. The record is from RefSeq and is a predicted model, not a curated record. Gene Ontology annotation, biological process: nervous system process; signal transduction; regulation of membrane potential. Gene Ontology annotation, molecular function: neurotransmitter receptor activity; chloride channel activity; transmembrane signaling receptor activity. The transcript has 2 exons. Bases 1 to 1494 code for a protein of 497 amino acids. NCBI's taxonomy places the organism in Eukaryota, Metazoa, Arthropoda, Insecta, Diptera, Muscidae.